UCGGGCCCCUUUCCGGUACAAGCUGGCACACAGCCAAGCGGUACGUCUGCAGCAGCCACACAGACUGUUGCUUCUUCUUCUUCUGGGUCAGCAGUGGUAGCUACACCAUCACCGCAACAACCUGUUCCUCAACAGGGACAACAGCAAGGUCAAUGGUACCCAAAGACCCCUAUGAAACCGCCCCUUGCCUUCUACGGAGAGAAGAAGGACGAGGAAGUCAACACAUGGUUGAGAAUGGUUCCAGUGUGAGUAAGGGCAAAGAGGACUAUGCAGGAGGAGGAGGUGAUUACUGCCGCAGCGAAAUGGCUGGAUGGAUUAGUAGCAAAGCUGCCGCAUCUUACCUUGAGGGUAAGGCAGCGAAAUGGCUAGAUGGAUUAGUAGCAAAGGCCAGGUACGGACGACGCAUGGCGGACUGGGCUAAGACCCUAACGUUAGAAGAGUUCUUAGACAUGGUAGAAGCUCGCUGGCAUAAUCCACAGCAGGCACAGAUUGCCACUGAUGCGAUGCUCAAACUAAACCAGCGAAAGUUCAAGUCAAUCAGAGAGCUAACGUCUACUGUCGAGAGCCUCAUUGUCGUUCCCGGCAUACGCUACGAUGACCAGGUCUUAUUGACCAUGUUUGUGAGAUGUCUCCCAGAGAAUCUCAUAAAUUUACUGGCCAGCGAGGCUCACCUCGAGUAUCAUUCGUUUGAGACCUUAUCUAGAAAAGCCUUAGACUUAGAGGCUACUCUAGGAAGUGCUCAGCCUACUCCAGUAGACGCGAGGAAGAAGAAGAGUCCACAUAAGUGGAAGAAGAAGGGGAGUCGAUUGAUGAUGGUUGAGUCUGAUGGGACCCAAACUGAGAUCGAGGAGCUUUCAGACCUGUUGGACAGCACAGAGUACGACGACGAGGAAACCGCUGAGGGUAGCACCCUCGCCGCAGUAGUAAAGACUAAGGCAGGUGGCCGAGGGAAGGGCCAUCAUAAGAGUCAAGGGCAGGCCACCUCCAACCAGACCAAAGUUGCUGAUUGGGUCAAGGCAUGUCUUGAUCAAGAAGUGUGGCGGGACCGUAGAGUGCGUGGUGCUUGCAUCAACUGUGGUGAAUGCGGACACACCCAGUACAAGUGCAAGAAUGCAAGGAUCACGCAGAAGAUACCCCCUAAGAUACCCUCCCCACUUCAUGAGCAGGCCAUAGCUAAUGACUCUUUAGUCACCCUGCAGACUCAUCCAGACCAAACUAUACUCUGUACGUUGGAUGUGUCUGAUGCCUUAGAAGAUUUAGAAAGUGAGUGGUCAAGCAAGGACCCUCGCGAAUCUUGGGUGGCACUAAGAAGAGGUCCUAGAGGGGAACAUUUCGUUGUGGAAGUUGCUGUAGGAGACCACAAAUGUGGUGCCUUCAUAGACAUCGGCUCCACGCGGAAUUACAUAAGUCGCGACUGCUUGGAAAGGCUGCACCUACAGGACCGGGUACAACACCUUAGUAGACCGGUAGCAUCUACUUCGGCCAAUAAGGAGCGCAUGGUUGUCACAGACUAUAUCAAGGAUGUAGUCUGUACCUUCUCCUACGGAGGAGGGGAACUUGAUAAUAAGAUUCCGUUCCUGGUUAGCGACGACUUACCAUUUGACAUGUUGUUAGGAAUGUACUACCUUGAGGUUGCCAAGCCCCAGUUUGACUGGGACAAGAAGGUGAUAAAGCAUAAGUUGCUUGAUGGAAGAACUGUUAGACUAACUAAGUUCAAAGCCAGUAGUAUAAUCGAUACUGAUGGUUGCUUGUGUGCAUCAGCGUUCUAUAACUACUAUAAACAGAACCAAGAGGAGGGUAUAUACCUAGUGUAUGUCUCGGAGAAAGGGGAGGUCGUUAAAACACCCCAAGAGAUAGAACACGUCGUUGCUAAGUUCCCUGAUCUGUUCACAGAGCCCACAGGAGUCGUCGAUAGGGAGGUUGUCCACGCCAUAGAAAUCUUUCCAGGGAGUAAAACCCCAAAGGGAAGGAUCUAUAGCACGGCUCCAGCCGAGUUGGAUGAACUUCGGCGACAAUUGAAAGAGCUGACAGAAAAGGGAUGGAUCCGGCCGAGUACUUCCCCCUUCGGAUCUCCGAUGCUAUUUGUACCGAAGAAGGGGGGUACAUUGACGAUGUGCAUUGAUUACAGAGGCCUCAAUGCCAUCACAGUGAAGAACGCAGAGCCUCUACCUCGCAUAGACGACCUAUUGGAUAGGGUGCAGGGAUGUAUUAGGCCGGAAGAUGUGAAGGUGGCUAGUAUCAGGGACUGGCCACGACCUCAGACUAUUACUGAGGUCAGAUCGUUCUUAGGAAUGUGCGGCUACUAUAGAAACUUCGUAAAGGACUAUUCAACAGUCGCCUCUCCUUUGACUGAUUUAACUCGACUUGACACGCCGUGGGACUGGAGUGAUGAGUGCGAGGCUGCUUUCAAACGAUUGAAGCAUGCACUCAUGAAUCAUGAGGUUCUCAUGGUGCCCGAUCCUCAGAAGCCUUUCAUUCUAACCAUUGGCGCAAGCCAAUACGACAUUGGCGCAGUGCUGGCUCAACAAGAUCGAAAGAAGUUGAGACCGAUUGAGUAUAUGAGCAAAAAGAUGCCAUCUAAGAAACUGGCAAAGUCCACCUAUGAAAGGGAACUCUAUGCUCUCUACAAAGCACUUGUCCAUUGGAGGCACUUUCUGUUGGGACGAUUUUUCUAUUUGAGAACUGACCAUCAGACCCUUAAAUGGAUCAAGACUCAACCGGCUCUUUCUGACGCACUCAAGCUCUGGAUUGAGGUCAUAGAUCAGUAUGACUUCAAGCUAGAGUAUCUAGGGGCGUUAGUUUCUGAGUUUGGUGUAUCUGAAGAACUAACUCAAUCGCUGGUGGGAGCCUAUCAAGAAGACCCUGUCACGAUGGACAUCAUACGCAAACUUCAGGCAACAGACAAGGCCACAGAAGAUGAGUUUGUGAUGGUGGACGGGCUUCUCGUUCUUGAAUAAGGCCGGAUUUAAAAGGUUAGUUGUUCCAUCUAGUGAACGUUUGCGUAGUUUAUUCUUAGGAGAAUGUCAUGACGCG
Molecule: messenger RNA, 3033 nt
Organism: Chara braunii
Lineage: Eukaryota; Viridiplantae; Streptophyta; Charophyceae; Charales; Characeae
Source: the annotation of a GenBank genome assembly